AUGUCUCCUCGAAUGGUGACCAAACGUUUACAGAUCAAUUGCCAUGCUCGGCGAACAGAUCAACAGCCACGUGAUCAAUUACCGACUGAUGCACCCGAGCUACCAAUAUUCCAACACAUUACCAGCUUUCUCCUGAUUUGGUCUGGCUGUGGAACACACAUCAGAAUCAAUCCGCCCACUCUGUUCCCAGCGAACGGCUUCACGCAUCUUAGCACGAUGAGGAAAUUCGGCACACAAAUGUGUGCAGCCAAUACUAGUCAUGAAAUCAACUUGAGUAGAAUCGAUCUAUCACAAAAUCUGGAGAGAUUUGUGAACAACUGGCGACACUCUCAGGUAAACACCAUUGUCCUUAAUGAUAGAGGGUGCCUGCUCAAUUCACCGACAACCAAUCCAUGGGAUCGCCAAUCAAUCGCAGAACGAGUUGAGGCUAUCGGCUGA
This is a messenger RNA of Opisthorchis viverrini, 438 nucleotides long. RefSeq lists its product as hypothetical. Lineage: Eukaryota; Metazoa; Platyhelminthes; Trematoda; Opisthorchiida; Opisthorchiidae. Bases 1 to 438 code for a protein of 145 amino acids. The record is from RefSeq and is a predicted model, not a curated record. The transcript has 2 exons.